GUGGGCCCGCCCUCCUCCUGCCUAUAAGUGCGGACCUGGUCACCUCGACGGCCACUCGAUCCUGAGCGCUCACAGCAUGUUGGGCGUCACAGUCUUCACAGCGCUCCUGGCCUACGCCUCCAGCUGCGGGGUCCCCAUCUUCCAGCCCAACCUAUCAGCCCGGGUGGUGGGCGGAGACAACGCCAUUCCCCACAGCUGGCCCUGGCAGAUCUCCCUCCAAUACCUCAAGAAUGGCACGUGGAGGCACACCUGCGGAGGCACCUUGAUCACCCCCAAUCACGUCCUUACAGCUGCCCACUGCAUCAGCAAUACCCUGACUUACCGCGUGGCCCUGGGGAAGAACAACCUGGAGGUGGAGAAUGAGGAAGGCUCCCUGUUCGUGGGCGUGGACACCAUCUUUGUCCACAAGAAGUGGAACUCCUUCCUAAUUCGCAAUGACAUUGCCCUUAUCAAACUGGCGGAGACCGUGGAACUGAGUGACACCAUCCAGCUAGCCUGCCUGCCAGAGGAGGGUUCCUUGCUGCCUCAGGACUACCCCUGCUACGUCACUGGCUGGGGCCGUCUCUGGACCAACGGCCCCAUCGCUGAUGAGCUGCAGCAGGGCCUGCAGCCCGUGGUGGAUCACGCCACGUGCUCCCAGAAAGACUGGUGGGGCACCAUGGUGAAGCACACCAUGGUCUGCGCCGGGGGUGAUGGCGUCAUCUCAGCCUGCAACGGGGACUCGGGCGGCCCGCUAAACUGCCAGGCCCAGGACGGCUCUUGGGAGUUGCGGGGCAUUGUCAGCUUCGGCUCCGGGCUGAGCUGCAACACCCUCAAGAAGCCUACGGUCUUCACCCGUGUGUCCGCCUACAUCAACUGGAUCAACCAGGAACUAAGGCCCCCACCCAGGUGGAGGAUGGUAACUUCAGGCUGAGCCCAAGCACGUGGACUGCACACUGGUCAGAGCCAGAAGGCUCAUGAUGGAGAUUCCUGGAACACCACCCUGUCACCUGACCACCAACCAAUCUGAGGAAGGUUACACACCUUGGAGCCCUCCCUGCAAAUUUUGCCUAUAAAAACUCUUCCCAAAAA
This is a messenger RNA of Eubalaena glacialis (North Atlantic right whale), 1071 nucleotides long. It is a transcript of the gene CTRC, whose product is annotated as chymotrypsin C. The transcript has 8 exons. Gene Ontology annotation, molecular function: serine-type endopeptidase activity. Gene Ontology annotation, biological process: proteolysis. The record is from RefSeq and is a predicted model, not a curated record. Lineage: Eukaryota; Metazoa; Chordata; Mammalia; Artiodactyla; Balaenidae. Bases 77 to 913 code for a protein of 278 amino acids.